Molecule: messenger RNA, 642 nt
Organism: Gadus chalcogrammus (walleye pollock)
Lineage: Eukaryota; Metazoa; Chordata; Actinopteri; Gadiformes; Gadidae
Gene: aicda
Product: activation-induced cytidine deaminase
Exons: 5
Coding region: 1-642 (213 amino acids)
Biological process (GO): cytidine to uridine editing
Cellular component (GO): cytoplasm; nucleus
Molecular function (GO): zinc ion binding; cytidine deaminase activity; RNA binding
Source: RefSeq, a predicted model, not a curated record
AUGAUUAGUAAGCUAGACAGUGUGCUCUUGGCCCAGAAAAAAUUCAUCUACAAUUACAAGAACAUGCGAUGGGCAAAAGGCCGCAACGAGACCUAUCUCUGCUUCGUAGUGAAGAGAAGGCUUGGACCUGAUUCCCUCUCUUUCGACUUCGGACACCUACGCAAUCGCACUGGCUGCCACGCAGAGCUGCUGUUCCUGAGCUACCUGGGGGCGCUGUGCCCGGGCCUCUGGGGCUGCGCAGACGACAGAAACCGAAGACUGAGCUACUCCGUCACCUGGUUCUGCUCCUGGUCGCCCUGUGCCAACUGUGCGACCACGCUGACCCGGUUCCUGAGGCAGACACCCAACCUGCGACUCAGGAUCUUCGUGUCUCGCCUCUACUUCUGUGACCUGGAGGGCAGUCCGCAUGUAGAGGGCUUGAGGGACCUGAGGAGGGCAGGGGUCCAGGUCAAAGUGAUGAGCUACAAAGACUACUUCUACUGCUGGCAGACCUUUGUAGCUCACAGGCUGAGCCGCUUCAAGGCCUGGGAAGGGCUGCAUACCAAUUAUGUGCGUCUGUCAAGAAAACUAAACCGCAUCCUCCAGCCAUGUGAAACAGAAGAUUUAAGAGAUGUUUUCAGACUUUUUGGACUGUUAACCUGA